UUGGCUGGCCGGGACUUUCCUUACACGCCAAAGGAACUUCCUUUUCUUAUUGGAGGUGUAGCAUUCCAGCAUAGAUCAACGUUUUCAAAGAGCAGCAUCCGGAUGUGGCAUCCUGUAGAAAAGAUAGGUCGACUUGAAUAGCCAGUUUCCCCGUUCUAUCAGAGGCUGAUAGCUGACGAGCUUUAAAAGCUCAAUUUGUGUAAAGAAGAGGCAGGAAAUAAAGGCUAGAAUAAACUGGGACUGACAUCUCACUCUGCUGCCCAGAGGAAGUCUGCAAAUGCAGCAGCUACAAGAGAAAGAGGAGGGGUAAACGAGGCUCCAAUUGCAGGAAUAGGCCCUCCCUGCCAAGCCGUCACUGCCGGCAGCCGCCCUUCCUGGUUUUGCAAAAAAUUUAGCCGAUCCAAUCUUUUUCGGCAGCUGCCCUGCAGGCACAAAGAAAGAAGCCUGGAAUCUCCCAUUUUCUUUCUUUUGUCUCAUGGAAUAUGCCAGCUCACCAACUUUGUGGCCCUACUGCUGCUCCAUGGAAGACAUCUGUUGAACUGAACUGGGCCAGACUAGUUAAGGCUGCUGCCAACAGCACUAUUGAUACAAAGCCAGGGCCUUUUGUCUCCAAUCCAUCCAAAGCACCGUCAGUGGCAAUAGCAUAGUCAGCCUCAAAUUUCUGCUGCCACCACCUGAGAUACCAGGUCAUGUUUCCACAGCCCCUGUUCCUUUAGUGAUAAGAACUAAAGAGAUGGGGGUGUCUUCGGUGCGUCGGACGACCUUGUCUGUCAAGAAUCGUUCUCGUGGUACUGGUAACUCUAUGCUGCUGCCUUCCAUGUUGAUGUUUGGUGUAAUUGUGGCAUCUAGUGGCUUACUCCUCAUGAUUGAGAAGGGAAUUUUGGCUGAGAUAAAGCCUCCACCCCUCCACCCCUCUGCUAAAGAAAUGUUUUGGAGAACUGGCAGUAGGAGAUCAGGAGGAGAUACGGAUUAUCAAGUGCUGCAGGACAUCCGAAAUAGGACAAUCCAUACCAUUUGCAGACAAAAAAACAUGCCUCGCACCAUUUGGGAUCUAUCAGCAGGCCAGAGGAGGACAGUGCUCAAGCAUAUCCUGGUUAGUGAUAAACAUCGCUUUUUAUACUGUUAUGUUCCCAAAGUGGCUUGCUCCAACUGGAAACGAAUUUUGAAAGUUUUAGAUGGCACGCUGGAGAAUGUAGAUGUUAAACUUAAGAUGGAUCAUAAAAAGGAUUUAGUUUUUUUAAAUGACAUGAAACCAGAUGAGAUUCGUUAUCGAUUAAACCACUAUUUCAAAUUUGUGUUUGUCAGAGACCCAAUGGAAAGACUUUUGUCUGCUUACAGGAAUAAAUUUGGUGAGAUUAAAGAAUAUCAGUUAAAAUAUGGUAUAGAAAUAGUCAAAAGGUAUAGGAAAAACCCUGGAAAAACCCUGGGUGAUGAUGUCACCUUUUCUGAAUUUGUCCGGUAUCUCAUAGAUGAAGAAAUAGAAAAAAUGAAUGAACAUUGGAUGCCAAUUUACAACCUGUGUCAACCCUGUGCUAUAAAGUAUGAUUUCAUAGGAUCCUAUGGGAGACUUGAAGAAGAUGCCAAUUUUGUUCUUGAAAGGAUACAAGCACCAUCCUUUAUACAUUUCCCAGAAAGGCAAGCAUGGUAUAAGCCUGUAAGUUCGGAAACUCUGCAUUAUUACAUGUGUAAUACUCCAAGAGAACUUAUAAAAGAGCUAUUACCAAAAUACAUUCUGGAUUUUUCUUUAUUUGCAUAUUCCCUUCCAAAUGUUACUAGUCAGUUUUGCCGACAAUGAAAGUUUCUUUUGUGAAGCAAACUGUAUCCUAUGCAAUUUUUCUAAUUUCAUGGUUUCCUUUUAAUACUUUUGAUAACAUCAGCUUACUAUACAUGCCAUCUUUUAAAAAAUAGCUUUAAAUUUUAUAUAUAUACCGUUGAACUAAGCACAGCAUGAUUAUUUGAAGAGUGUUACUUUUGGGUACAUUAGAAACAAGGCAUUUUUGUAAUUCCAAAAUAGCAACUGUAGGACAGUAAGUUUUAAGAAGUUUGUAAACUGGGGGGGGGGGAUGGGAUAUAAAGCAAUAGCAAAAACUAGUACAGAGGAAUCAGAAAAACCUGCUGUGUGUGCACCAUUUCACUUUUAUUGAUACAAAUGUGAAGGCAGCCGUUUCGCACAAUAUUGCAUUAAAGUACAAUAACAGGACUUUUAAGAUAGCUAAUGUAGCUAUUAAGGCAGAUAGCAGCCCUAAUAUUUUUGAAAGCAAGUCACAUACUGUUUGUUAGACAUACUUCCAUAUAACAAGUAGAUCAGGAUUUAAAAUAAAUACAAUUUACAUAAUUGCUUAAAAUAUUUAUCAAAGCUUAUAUGAGCACUGAAAUAUAGGAAAGGCCAUUAAUAAAAUUGGGUUGAAAUGAUCAGCAAAAUUUGAUUAUCUAAAAUGCUUCACAAUGUUUUGAAGGGAAGAGUAGGAAGGGUGAAAGUAUGAGUUUGUAUAUGCAAUUCAAAUGUGUAGCUAUAUGUACUUUAUGUUCCCAUAAUGGACAUUGUAUUUUUCUUAGUAUGAUAGUUUUGUAGGCUACCAUGACUUUUUUAUUUCCUUAUUGAAUGUAAAGUUGUUUGUGCUUUAUUUGUGAAAGAAAAUACCUUUUGUAAUCUUAUCUCAGGAUUUACUUCUUGUAAACUGUUACAAUUUUAGCAGCCUGGUUAUUCAGAUCACCUGUUAAAUCAUCUGUUAAAUUCUGAUUAUCUACCUGAAUCCUUGAUAUGAUCAUUUCAUUCCCUAGAAAGAAUAAAGCAAUUUACACGACUUGCAUGUUGGACAGUAUGUAUAUAUGCAUCACUGAACUGUUUUUACCACAGAAACAAGACUAUUGUCAGAUACAAUAGUAGAGGAUACUGUAUCAUAUAAUAUUCAAUAUUUUGUGCACAGACUGGAGGACUCCCAUCUUUUGCUUCAAACAUGAAAAAGUCUUAAGAUUAACAAACUCAAUAGCUUUAAUUUUGAGAUGAUUAUACUUUUUCCAUUAAAAAAAGUGUAUUUACUUGGAAUUGUAUUUUGCCUUUUACUAUGAAUUUUUAAAGUAAAAAAUAAAAAACCUAACAUAAUUUGAAA
This is a messenger RNA of Pantherophis guttatus, 3110 nucleotides long. RefSeq names its product carbohydrate sulfotransferase 14 (gene CHST14). Gene Ontology annotation, molecular function: sulfotransferase activity. Gene Ontology annotation, biological process: dermatan sulfate proteoglycan metabolic process; carbohydrate biosynthetic process. NCBI's taxonomy places the organism in Eukaryota, Metazoa, Chordata, Lepidosauria, Squamata, Colubridae. Gene Ontology annotation, cellular component: membrane. The record is from RefSeq and is a predicted model, not a curated record.